GCCCACAGAGAGGGAGAGAGGGAGAGAGAGACACAGUGGAAUAGAACAGUUUGGAUCCAACAGCACAGCUCAAAAUGAUGACCACCAGGGACCGCUGGCGAGUGUACAAGACGGCGGGCCUGAUGUUCUUCUUGGCCGUGGUGAUGCUGACUGUAUUCCAGAGAGGCACGCUCAGCUCCGAAGAUCAGUUCCAGAUCGAGCGGCAGCUGCGGAUGGAGACUCCGGUGGAGGAAGCCGUGCAAAGGAUGGGAUUAUACCGACGUCCAAACAGUUUCUGGAAGAAACAUCAACGAAGAGUGGAGGCCAGCACCGAGGAACCACACGUCACGCUGAACAGAGGAGCUAAAACCUGGGACAUCACCAGCUCCAACUGCAGCGCCAACCUGAACUUCACUUCUACUGACUGGUUUGCCGGUUUGGAGGCCAAUUUCCGGCAGUUCCUGCUCUACAGGCACUGCCGAUACUUCCCAAUGCUACUCAACCACCCAGAGAAGUGCUCGGGCGACGUCCACCUGCUGAUGGUCAUCAAAUCGGUCAUUUCUCAGCACGACCGCCGGGAGGUCAUCAGGCAAACGUGGGGCAAGGAGCAGGUGAUAAAUGGCAAGAAGAUCAAGACCCUCUUCCUUCUGGGCACCUCAUCCAUAGAAGUGGAGAGGGCCAACCACCAGAAGCUUCUGGAGUUUGAGGAUUACAUCUACGGAGACAUCCUGCAGUGGGACUUCAUGGAUAGCUUCUUCAACCUAACCCUGAAGGAGACCCACUUUCUGAAAUGGUUCUCCACGUACUGCGGGAACGUCCGUUACAUCUUCAAAGGGGACGACGACGUGUUUGUUAGUGUGCAGAACAUCCUAGAAUACCUGGACAGCAGCGCAGAUGUGAAAAACCUGUUUGCUGGAGACGUUCUCUUUAAGGCCAGGCCCAUCCGGAAGAAGGAGAACAAGUACUACAUUCCGCAAGCCCUGUAUAAUAAGACCUACUACCCUCCCUAUGCAGGAGGGGGCGGAUUUUUGAUGGACGGACCAAUAGCCCGGAAGCUCUACUUAGUCUCCGAGACUCUGGAGUUGUAUCCCAUCGAUGACGUUUUCCUCGGAAUGUGCUUGGAGGUUCUUCAGGUGACGCCCAUAAAACAUAACGCGUUUAAGACUUUCGGGCUGGUGAAGAAUAAAAGCAGCAAGUUGAACAAGGAGCCCUGCUUCUUUAAGAGCAUGAUAGUGGUACAUAAACUUCUCCCUCGGGACCUCCUGGCCAUGUGGAGACUGGUCAACAGUGACCUGGUUUGUGCCCAGAAAGUGGAAUCUUUAUAGCGACAGACUGGAUGGGUAAAGAAGGACUUCGGAGAACUUCUGAACUUUGAGUCAUGCUCAAAUGAACGUACUCCUGUUUUGAGGAGAUUUUAAAUUAUGUACUGUAGCAAAUGGAGACGAAUGCUGUGUGUUGGGGGCCAAACGUGUGGAAUUGCGAAAGCUAUUUAUGGGAAGGACGUAGAGAAGGACAUUAUGCUGCUAAUAGUGGUAUCACUGAGUACUGAUUUUUGAAUGUACUAGGGCUGACCUGAUCAUUUAAAUACUUAAGUAUUUGUUUCUUAGAAUUCAAAGCUUAAUUACAAAAACUGUAGCCUAAACUACAACUUGUCUUAUCCAGCCUUAAAAAAAGAAAUGAUGUACAGAAAAUAUUUAAGAUAAGCGAAUUCUCGCAAUAUUGCAUGGAAACACUAUUCAGUACAGAGUUUAUGACAAAUUAUGAGGUAUUCACUGUAUAGCUGGGCUACAGAUCUACUUUUUGUUCUCAGUGCUGCUUUUCAUGAAAAAACCCUAGCAACACCUUAGCAAUCACCUGGGAUACCACCAUAGCAACGGCUAACAAUAUCCUAGCAACACCCUAACAACACCCUAGCAAGAACCUAGCAGCACCCUAGCAACCACCUGGGAUAUUAUAGCAGCUGUCUAGCAACACCUUAGCAACCACCU
Molecule: messenger RNA, 1967 nt
Organism: Colossoma macropomum (tambaqui)
Lineage: Eukaryota; Metazoa; Chordata; Actinopteri; Characiformes; Serrasalmidae
Gene: b3gnt7
Product: UDP-GlcNAc:betaGal beta-1,3-N-acetylglucosaminyltransferase 7
Exons: 2
Coding region: 75-1304 (409 amino acids)
Cellular component (GO): membrane
Molecular function (GO): hexosyltransferase activity
Source: RefSeq, a predicted model, not a curated record